Messenger RNA from Spirodela intermedia, 5451 nucleotides. NCBI's taxonomy places the organism in Eukaryota, Viridiplantae, Streptophyta, Magnoliopsida, Alismatales, Araceae. The record is from the annotation of a GenBank genome assembly.
AUGGUAUCCGUCGGGACGUGGUGCCGAUACGUCGCGCACAAGUUUGCUUACUCGUUGUCCAUUGGGUGGAAGGUAUUCAAUGGCAGUCACCGACGCCUCUGCUUCGUUUCAUGGUUUCAUCCGCUCGCUUUUUUUUAUUUAGCCAUUGCGAUUCUGCGCAUUUGAUUUGGGCAUAUACAUACGGAGGCUUAUGUUGCCAGCGGCGGGUUCUGUUUGUUAAUGCGGGGAUCAUUUAUCUUCUCUCGGUCUUUUAACGUGAGGUUCUCCCUUUGUCGUCCCUGUCCUGUGACCAUUCCAUCCCCGUUUCUCUGUGCUCAGAUUAUAUUGUCAUGUUUCUGACCAAGAAGGCAGGGACAGAGAGAUGGAAGACUUUGGAACCAGUGGGCGAGUACUCACUAGGUUUACCAAUGGGAUGCUAUCAUUUUUUACCCAAAGAAGAGUCUUGCAGUGCCAUUCAUCUUUGUCAUAUUUACACUCAACAUGUGUAAUUCAUCUUUGCUCUCUAAUUCAUUUAAGCUCUUUUUUCCAUAUCUUCCCCAUUUAGGGACGUCACGAAAAGCAGGAACAUAGCCUGUGACAGGUGCUCACGUCAGUCUUCACUGUAAAUGUUCAAACGUUUCAGAAAAUCUUCAUGAAUUUUAUUUCGUCAUUUUUGACAUCCCAGGACUUUCCCUAGUCGUGUAUUCUUUUCGACGUCGAUCGCUUCUUGGCUUCAGUCCUCCGUGUUAAGGUUCCUACGAUAGUUUCUUCUAGGGUGUCAAUAUGGUUUAGACUAGAAUUUACGAUCUGACUCAUAUAAAUGACUGGGAUUCUCGUGGAGCUUUAUAACUUUUUUGUUCGACUGUCAUAUCUUCCUCUUUUGUUUAAUUCAUUGCAUUGUAUGGAUUAUCCCACAAGGAAUGAAAAAGUCGUUUAUUUUCUUCUGACUUUCAGACUUGUUGCAUUUGGUCAUUUGACGUCGAGAGAAUAAAUUUUUUGCAAGGAAAUGAAAUAUUAUUUGAAUUGUUUUCAAGACGCUGGACUUCUAUGAUUCUAUACCAGUCUCUGUCAGAUGUUGAAUUUCUUCAACUAUUCUAUGAAAUAAACAAAAUCUACUACUCCUUGUUUUGGUUCUUAUUUUUAAGCUAUAACAAGUUCGUUAUAGAAAUAAGAAAAGAGGAAGCAAAAUGUAUACUAGAAAAAGAUACCUCUCGAUUCUGUGUUCAUUUUGUCCUUGAAAAUUUCGGGUACUUUUUUGACUCUAUGACCUUUUUGGAAUUUCAUCUGAAGCUAUUUUCUAGUUCACAACCCCUGGUCAUAUUUUUUUUAGGCUGUAGUCAAAUUUGAACUUCCUUUUUCUUUUGAUUGUAUGACCUCAUAUUAGGUUGAGAAGACAUGAUGUCUCCCAAGGCGUUAUCUUCUGUAGAUCAGCACAUGCCUGGAAACUGUGCUACUUGUUAUGGAUACUGAACUUCACUUUUUUCCCUUAGGGUUUAGGAAACAAAAAUUACUAGAGGUACACAGGAAUCCUCUGGAUUUGGCGUAUGGUUUAGUCAUUUUGCUCAUGUUUGGAUGGACGUCAAUAACUGGUUCAGCUUUGACUCCAGAAAACUAAUGUCUAAUACCCAUAUGCCGCAGACAUGGAUAAUGGUCUUUCAACGCCUGCCAGUUGACAUAUUUAUCUGUCUUGUCACUGAUUCAUGACAACUCAAUGAUGAAUGAUUUUCUGUUCAUGUAGGAAAAGUUACUUUUUCUUCAAGGUGCAGAAAUCCUCAAUAACCUAUGCAAGUCGACUGUACAAUGUUGCCUUGGUGGGGAUCUAGAAAGAGUCUGAUGGCAGAUCGAUGCACAUCUUUUAAGCGGCAAUAUAGUCUAUGGUCUUUGUAUGUUUUCCGGAGUCCGGGGCCUUGUUUAGCCCCCUCACCUGGGACGUUCUCGAGUUAGGAUCUUUACUCAGUCUAUUUGAAGGAACAUUGGUUGACCUCUCCGUAAAAAAAGGGACUUUAAUACUUAGAGGUGUCGUAAUGGUAGCUCUCUUGAUGACCUGGACUCUAGAUGUUACUUUGCUUAUUAUGCUUUUUGGACUGUAACAUAUGUAGGAAUGCAGUGGCAAUAUCGGUGUAUGUCAUUCGAUGUGUUACAAACCUCAGAAUGUUAAUUAUGAGAUUCACUGUUGAUACAGGUAAAGAGAAUUUGUAUACUCUGUUUCAGAAUAAAAUACUGAAAAUCUCCAGUAUAUUUCAAUGUUGUUUAUCUUACAAUGAAUGGUUUAGGUCCAAUUGUGAUCAAGAUAGAAACCUUGAUGUUUGAUGCAGAGGCAAUGAAACUGUAUGGUAAUGUCUUUUUAUUGUGAUGCAGAGCUAUAAAGUGGGUCAAAUCACAGAGACACAAGUAGGGGAUAUCGUCUGGAAGAACUUAUUUCAGGGCAAGUUGACAUACUUACACUGGAGCAAAGGCGAACAGAUGGUGCCAACAAUAGCAGGAGAAGGUGGAGCAGUACUUGUUAGAAAAUUGCCCAGCGUGGAUCCAAUGUGCGUCUCAUACUUUUUUUAUUUCUCAUUCUACCCACAUCUGCUAUCAUUUGUUGUGUUUACAAUUAAAGGCAUUUUGAUUUUUCAAACCACUUGCACCUGGAAAAAUUCUGUGUCUCGGUUUUGUUUCAUGCUCCUGAUGUUUGUAUGUUAUGGCCGGACCAUCUGUGCAAACAUGAGUUAUUUAUCUCAAUAUUUUUAGCUUGAAAUUAUUUCUGUUAUGAUCUUCAGAAUUGAUUUUGGUACUUGUAAAGCGAAACUUAGCAGACUGCUUAAUUCUUUCAAUGUCGCUAAAUGAAUGCUUGUAUUGAAAAUAUCUUAUGUGUUCUUUGGAUAGAGGUUGUAAUUUGACUGAAGUUAGGGUUUUUCUUUUUUCAAUAUAUUCCUAAGGUACUUCGUUAUCAUUUUGACUUGUUACUGUCUCUUCUCUUUCGAGAAUGUACUUUCUGGCAUUUUAUGUCAGUGCUUCUCAGAAUGAUGUUGCUCUUUUCCUAGACUCUCGGACCUGAUUGAAAGUAUUGAAUCGUAGGAACUUGUUCAACUAUGCCAUUAUCUUUGGGAUGAGACGAUGCGACAGGUUUUGAGUGUUUUUUUCCUCUCGCCUGUUCAUUUUUAUAAAUCAUAUCUCCACUUUUAUAUUUGCCUGAUUUGCGUGUAUGCAUGUUUUUAACUUCAUUUUUUGCAUUUCUUCUCUUGUAUAGUGCUCGGUACUGUUCAUAUCUUCUCUUGAUGUUUCUGUUCUAUGAUGUUCUUUAUUGCUAUUUGCUUGUGUUUAUUUUGAUUCGAUUCUGCUCACGGAGUAGGGAGUAAUUAGCUUCCCCUCCAUAUAUUAUUUCGCUUAACCCACCUCGAAGAAAACUAAAAAGGAGAAGGGUGUCAGUCAAGGCAGAUAUAUUUCGUCGGGGAAUGAACACUUGCAAAGUUUCGUCGGGUCAAGUCGGGGAAUGAACACGUUAGCUUUGGAUGAUCUGUAGAGUAUAACUUUCCAUCAAUCAAAUGAUUUUUUUUAGCUUUAUAACUCACUCCAUCGAUGCUCUAAUAGUCAAGAAUGCUGGCAGUGUUUACCAGUAAAGUGUAUAAUCUUGUAUUUGGAAGUGGGAUAAUUCUAUUAUUAUUUAUCUUUAGUUUUGAUGUCAUGGCCUGUUGGAGUAUGCUUUCAUCUUUCAAAUGUUUGCCUUCGUUACAGGAAUGUCUUUGUAGGAGAUGUCGUCGUUUUGAAAGACCCUGAAAAACCUGAAGAUUACCUUGUUAGAAGACUGGCAGCAAUUGAAGGUUACGAGAUGGUUUCAAAUAAUGAAAAUGAUGAGCCUUUCAUCUUGGAAAAGGAUCAGUGUUGGGUUUUGGCUGAUAAUGAGUCAAUAAAGCCUAAGGUAUUUCCUUCAUCUCGUUGGAAGAGGACACAAGUUUUCCUUUUCGUUUUUUUCCCUUUAUAUUAGCUUGGUGAUCAUCUCGUUGUUUUUUUCAAACUAUUUGACUUUUUACUUGUUGCACCGUAUAGUAAGACAUGGCAGUUUUCUCUGUUCUUCUGGUGACAUCUUUAAUUAUCCCAGUGCCAUAUUUUUGGAUAAUACAUACAUAAUAAUUACUGACCCAAAAACCAAACAGAGUUUUUUUUUUCCUGAUAAGGUUUCAUCAUUACAUCUAGUGAAGAGUAAAAAACGAACCUUUUUUGUCAAUUUAAUUAUAUAAAAGGUAACAGUUACAGAUUGAUGCCAUAUUUGUAAAUUUUUUGCAAACUUUGAUGGGAUAAUACUGAAUUGCCAAUGUUGGUGUCUAUUUUGUGAGAAUGGAUUUAUCACGAGACAUGAGAAUGAAGGUCUUACAAUCAUUGAUGAGAUUAAUAAUGAUGGCGUGAUAUCCGGUCAUGGUUUUUUUGUGUUGUGGUGGAGAAACUGACUCGAAUGUUCAAAGGCUUUUAACACGGUGAGAUCCAUGGUCUCCGUUGCCUUCUGAGAAUGCGGGGAAAUUGUUUAGGAUGACGCUGAUGCUAUGUUAGCAUACCGGUGAUUUUAGUCAAUGCUCUUUUUAUUGUAUGGUACUGAAAAAAUGGAAUUAGUGUUGGCUCAAGUGUCUAGCUUUUCGAGUCUCUUCGAGUGCCAAGUCCUCAGAUCGAUUAAGUCGGAAUGUUUGAACAGGUCUUCAGCCACCAUCUAUAGGUAGAAAUUCCCUCAGAAUGCAGGGCCCUACUUGUGACACUCUUGAGUCUCAUGAAGGCAGGAAGAUGCCUUGUGUUCAUCUCUCGCAUACUCCAUAGAGGGGGGGAGAGAGAGAGGGAGAGAGGGAGAGAGGGAGAGAGGGAGAGAGGGAGAGGGAGAGGGAGAGAGAGAGAAAUAGUGGGAAGAUGCCUUGUGUUCAUCUCUCGCAUACUCCACGGAGGUUUAUCCUUCUCUGGGGCGAUUCCUUCUGAGAGAGAGGGAGGGAGAGAGAGAGAGAGGGGAAGGGAGGGAGGGCCCAUUCAGAAUAUGACCCACGGAUUAGUUUCUUAUCUCAUUUCCAUUCAUCUAUCUACAAUUCUGAUGAACUUGAACUCAUACCCUUCUUGCAUGAUAUCGCGUUUUGACCAGAUUAUCUUUCGAUGACAUCCAUAUCGUCCAAUAGAUUCAACUUAUUAUCAAAGUCCGGGGCUUAAUUUUAAUAAUGAUGGUGAUGCUAGGAAGCCAGGGACAGCCGGUCUUUCGGCCCAUUGCCAAUGACGGACAUCGUUGGAAGAGCCAUCUAUUCCCUGAGAACACCAGUGGACCAUGGGCCCGUGCAAAACAGGUAUCUUUUCUUCUUGAUUUUUUUCAUCUUGUUCUCGUUUUCAGAAGAGAGCCUGGGUCAUUGAACGUUGACCUGUCGGGGCAAAUAAAUCUGUGGCAGUCGCUAUGGGAUGCACUAUGAUUCGCCAGUUCUCGCGGUGGAGUUGGACGUUGCGGAGAUGGCAAAGAGCACAAAAAGAUGA